Colletes gigas is the source of this 1391-nucleotide messenger RNA. RefSeq names its product zinc finger protein 317-like. NCBI's taxonomy places the organism in Eukaryota, Metazoa, Arthropoda, Insecta, Hymenoptera, Colletidae. Gene Ontology annotation, cellular component: nucleus. Gene Ontology annotation, molecular function: RNA polymerase II cis-regulatory region sequence-specific DNA binding; DNA-binding transcription activator activity, RNA polymerase II-specific. The annotation marks the transcript as partial. The record is from RefSeq and is a predicted model, not a curated record. The transcript has 4 exons. Gene Ontology annotation, biological process: regulation of transcription by RNA polymerase II.
AUCGACUCGAUCAGGCUCGGUGAACAGCUGAUUCUCUGCAUGUAUUUUAUGAAUUAAUAGGGCACAUGAUAAAACGUGGAUAGUGAUAUUUUGUUGACAGAAAAGUACUUUAUGCGUAUAAAUAGAAUGAUAUCGAAUGUCAUUUACGUUUAGUGUCAUGUAUCUAUGAUAAGGUUCAAGUAUUAGAAAUAAUUAGUGGAUGGUACUGUGAGAGGUUAAUGUAGAACUUACCAACAUCGGACAAAUGUAUUAUAUGUAUUUCUAGUAUCUUACUCUUUUAUCCUUAACAGUAUUAAACUAUCAUAAAUCGAUACGUGUAGUAAAACAUUGUUUAAAACACAAUGGGACAAGAUAAAACUUUAGAGACCAAUGGUAUUUUGUCUGAAACUGAAAAUCGUAAUACGAUACAGAAAUCUGAUGUUCCCUUUGCUCAAGCUAUGGUAGAUGAAAAAAGGUACAAAUGUACUUACAUUGGCUGCAAUGCAGCUUUUGUUAGACCAAACCGAUUGGCUAGACACAUAAGAUUCCAUACUGGAGAGAGAAAUUAUAUUUGCACUUAUGCAGGAUGUGAUAAAGCCUACACCAAUUCUUCUCACUUAAAACGUCAUAUGGAAACUCAUUGUUUGACAAAGAAAAUGUAUCAAUGUCCCGAAUGUCCAUCGGUUGUUAGUAAUCUACAUAAUUUAAAGCGUCAUUAUAACUUGAUGCACGGUGAUCAUGGUAAAUUGACUUGCACAGAAUGCGGUCAGACUUUCACGAAAAAAUAUCACCUUGCGACACAUAUGAUAACGCAUACCGGAGUAAAACAUAAAUGUGAUCAAUGUAAUAGAAGCUUUACAAAUAUUAGAACAUUUAAGAGACAUAAGGAAAAUCAUGUGACUAGAAAAAAAAGAUAUUCUUGCACCGUGUCAGGAUGUUCUGAAAUUUUUGAAAAAUGGUUACUUCUUUGUGCCCAUUUAAAAACACAGCACGUAAUAUAUUAUCGGUGCAAGGAUUGUGAUAAAGUAUUUUUAAGUAAAUAUCAUUUAAAAGUUCAUUCUCAGGUGCACAUAGAAAAUAGAUCAGUAAUACCUUGUCCGUACGACAAGUGCCCACGAGUUUAUUAUUUUAAAAAAAACUUAGAUUUUCAUAUAAAAAUUAACCAUCUUGGACUAAAAUAUCAGUGCGAUAUAUGCAAAGUAGAAAUUUCAUCGAAAUUCAGAUUAUCAGAGCACAUUCAGAAAUUCCAUAUGUCAGAGGAAAGGAUAAAAAGAACGAAAAAAUUACAGCGCAAGAAAAGAAAAGAUGCUGGAUCGCAUAAAAAGAGUGCGGUAUCCGCGUUGGUUGGAGUUAAUUUACCACCAAAAUUAGAAAAAGUAGUAUUAAAAAGAAAGGAAAAUAUUGUAUGUUUA